Ananas comosus (pineapple) is the source of this 1645-nucleotide messenger RNA. Its product is annotated as putative pentatricopeptide repeat-containing protein At3g13770, mitochondrial. The transcript is spliced from 2 exons. Lineage: Eukaryota; Viridiplantae; Streptophyta; Magnoliopsida; Poales; Bromeliaceae. The record is from RefSeq and is a predicted model, not a curated record. Gene Ontology annotation, biological process: RNA modification. The coding region runs from base 782 to 1645 and encodes 287 amino acids. Gene Ontology annotation, molecular function: RNA binding; protein binding.
CAUUAUAAUUUUUUUGAAGCGCGCGCGCGCACCCACAAAUGAGAAAAAUAACCAAAACUUUUCUCCGCCCCAUUCAUUACUCCCUCCUCCUCCUCCCGCCAAAUUCAAAUUUAAAAUCCCCGCGCCUCCUCAACGGUCACCUAGACUCAGCCCUGCUCCACAUGGCUCUCCGAGGGGCGGAGGCCAAAUUCCACAACUACGACACCGCAAUCACGGCGUGAGUCGAGCGCCGAUCGCUCCGGCACGGCCAGCGGGCCCACGCACACAUGAUAAGGCGCGGUACCGCCCCUCAGCGUACCUCGCGACGCGGCUCGCGAUCUUGUACGCAAAGUGCGGGGACAUGGGCGGCGCCCGCAACGUGUUCGACGAAAUGCCCGAGAGGAGCAUCGUGGUGUGGACGGCCGUGAUCUCGGGGUAUUCACAGAUGGGUUCGCACGGUGAGGCUCUGGAGCUGUUCGUUCGGAUGCUGGCCACCGGUAUUCUGCCCAAUGAAUUUACUUUGGCCACCAUUCUCACAUCCUGUUCUAGGGCAUGCAAGCUCGACCUCGGCAGGCAAGUCCACUCUAUCGCCAUCAAGACUAAUUUCGAAUCCCACAUAUUCGUUGGGAGCUCCCUCCUUGACAUGUACGCUAAAUCCAACAAUAUCCUCGAGGCCAGAAAAGUCUUCGACUUUUUGCCAAAACGGGAUGUUGUUUCUUGUACCGCUAUUUUAUCCGAAUAUGCCCAAUUGGGCCUUGAUGAAGAAGCCUUAUAGUUAUUUAGAGAGUUAUAUAAAGAGGGGAUGCACUGUAACUAUGUUACUUUCACCAGUCUUCUUACCGCACUUUCAGGGCUUUUUGCUUUGGACUAUAGGAAGCAAGUCCACAGCUUUACAUACCGACACGAAUUGCCAUUUUACGUUGUUCUAGAGAAUUCUUUGAUUGAUAUGUACUCCAAAUGCGGGAGCCUCACUUACGCGAGGAGAGUAUUCAAUAAGAUGCCGGAGAGAUCUUCGGUUAGUUGGAAUACCAUGAUUGUAGGAUAUGGCAAGCAUGGUUUAGGUGACGAGGUUAUUCAACUUUUCAAUUUGAUGCUUAGGGAAGUGAAGCCUGAUAGGGUUACAUUUAUGGCUGUUUUAUCAGGAUGCAGUCACGGUGGCUUAGUUGAUGAGGGUUUGAGCAUAUUUGAUUAUAUGAUUAAAGAAAAAGGAUUGAAACCGGAAAUCGAGCAUUAUGGGUGUGUUGUUGAUCUUCUUGGGCGGGCUGGAAGAAUAGAAAAAGCCUUAGAUUUUAUCAAAAAUAUGUCGUUUGAACCAACCACAGCUAUGUGGGGUUCGUUACUGGGCGCAUGUAGAGUUCACGUAAACAUUCCUGCAGGAGAGUUUGUCGCUAAAAGGCUUCUGGACAUCGAGCCAGAAAAUGCCGGCAAUUAUGUGAUCCUUUCUAAUAUCUAUACUUCUGCUUCAAGGUGGCAAGAUGUAGUAGAUGUCAGGAAGCUUAUGAUGGAGAAGGCAAUAAUACAAGAACCGGGAAGAAGCUGGAUAAACCUAGAUAAAGUUACUCACACCUUUUAUUCCGGUGAUCGAUUCCAUCCCAAGAAGGGAGAAAUCGAUGCCAUAACUUUGCAAAGUUUGUCUCCAUGGUGUAUGAAAGGGAAAUUUCUUUAA